Messenger RNA from Symbiodinium sp. CCMP2592, 2283 nucleotides. Lineage: Eukaryota; Dinophyceae; Suessiales; Symbiodiniaceae. The record is from the annotation of a GenBank genome assembly.
AUGGUUAAUUUCUCGUCGCUUCCCAAAACUUGGGAAAAUACGCCUUGCCUGAGGCGAAGAGUGGUCAAGGGGAGGCCGCUGAUGGUUUCAACUAACCCACACUGCAAGCAGGUGCUGGGAAAUGUGAAAAACCUAGCAGCCAACAACGAAGUGCUGAAGCCGGUCUUGGAGUGCAUGGCAAAAGCUGGGGUCGUGGAGACACCGUCUGUGGAUGUUAUGGGGCCCUUCGUGCUAGAGCUGUUUGGCGAUGCUGGUUACCCAAACCCUGCCAUUGCCGAAGACAUGGCUCACCAAGAGGCUUGGGGCAUCAAGCGAUGCCUCACGCUUGCCCGGAGGAAGUGGUCACGACCCGGGGGUCCUGAGAUCCCGAAGGAUCCUCGUGCUGCUGAGCUGGUGCGACUCUACGACGUGGCCCUGGCAAACUUCGUCCGUGCUGGGGGCAAUCGAGCAAGCCUGUUGCGACCAGACUCCAGUGAUGACCUCAGCGACCCUUACAUCCAAGAUGCCGAGAGUGAUACAGGGUCUGCGGGAUCUACCGUUGUUGCAGCUCCUCCUGAUCCACCUGCUGAACCAACCACUUCGGAAUCUUCCGGGUCUACGGAUAUGGUGCCUGCUGUUGUUCAUGAGCAUUACUCGAUCGAUGACAUUGGCCCUCGAUCCCUCCAAGCUCUGCUGGAUGAACUGGAUGACAAGGGUGAUGAUUUGCCGGUGUUGGAGCCUUAUGUGGAGGAGGGUGACACCUUGCCCGUCGCCAGGGCAGAGUCCGCUGAGAUGCUGGCGGGUGACAGCAUUGCCGAGUUGGGUGAGACAGUGCUGCCCGACAGCACGACCGAGUUGGGUGAGACAGUGCUGCCCGACAGCACCACGGAGUUGGGUGAGACAGUGCCCGACAGCAGAACCGAGUUGGGUGAGACAGUGCUGUUCGACAGCAGGACCGAGUUGGGUGAGGCAGUGCCCGACAGCAGGACCGAGUUGGGUGAGACAAAGCCCGACAGCAGGACCGAGUUGGGUGAGACAAAGCCCGACAGCAGGACCGAGUUGGGUGAGACAGUGCUGCCCGACAGCAGGACCGAGUUGGCCAACGAGGACAGAGAGGCAGCCAUUCGGGAGGCGAAGCAAAGGCAGCUGAGGUUGAAGGCUUUGCUGGCUGCUGGUGCUCAUAAGCUCGCUCAGCUGAACCCUUUCUGCAGUCGGGCAGUUGCAUUGUGUUCUGGCAGGCUUGUGGCUACUUCCUCCAUGGAUACCAUGGAGACACAGCAGUGGAAUGGAGUUCCGAGCCCGAGUAUGCCCCGAGCUUCCAGUGUGAUAGACCUGGAUACCCCAGAAAAGUGCCGAGUGAAGCAGGAGUGUUUGGAGGAUCUGCCCCCCGUGGCAGCCGAUCCAUUGCAGGCUCUGGAACCGCCAAUGACAUCGCCAGAGCCAACCCCAAAGCCGAAGCCUUCCGAGUUGCUGUACAGGGAGGAUUUGACCCCGGAGAAGAAGGUGCUCACACGAGAUGAUCAGCUUCGACUCAAAGCUGCUCAGGCUGCUGAUGGUGAGGGAAAACGUGGUCGAGGUCGCGGUCGCGGCCGAGGCCGUGGAUCUAAGGCUACGAAACAGAACCAGACGAAACAGUCGAAGAAGCAGGGUUCGGCCACCAAGCCGGCGGGCUCGGAUGGGACAGAUGCUUGGCAGCCCGAGUGGGAAGACACGGAAUGGGGGGACGAUGAUUGGGCUCGCUGGGAAGCCGGCGACUGGGACGAGGCUUGGGGUGAGACGGGUGAUUGGAGUUGGAAUGAAGGUGAAGCUGAAGGUGAGUGGGAGGAGAAGCCAAGGGCCAAGGGCAAACGCAGCCGGCAGCCCAAGGUUGUGGCUCCGACUGAGGAGCCAAAGGCUGCUCCUGCGAAAAGCAGGACCAAGCCUUUCGGAAGGGCCCGUCCUGGGGAUCAUGCUUCCAUUCACUACAUUGAUGAAGCCGACACCUUCAGCUAUCCACACACCUUUGCCCGUCGUUCCAGGCCCCCGAUCAAGGGAAGCGACGCCGAGAAGUUGUGGAUGGGCAUUGCAAAGGGUUUCAUUCAGGAGAUUGCACCUUCCCUCGAGAGCCGCACCCGAACCGAAGCCGAGGCCAACUACUACAUGUAUGCCAGAGCUCGCUGGCUCCAGAGUGGAAUUGCCCCUCGAGAUCCCGAGUUCCAGGAGCUCAUGCUUAUGGCAGCACAGGAGUUUGUGGUGCUUCGCCCUACGUCUGCCGAGGUUCUUGGGGGGGAUAAGACAUGUUACUUCAUUUUUCGAUUCAGGUAA